GUUGGCACAUGUGAACGAGAAGUUUGCCUUCAGCGAGUUCAAAAAGGAGUUCCCCGAUGCAGCACUUAACACUAUUACAGAGACUUACCCAAUGCUGAACAAAAACUGAGCUGUCACUCAUUUACAGCAAUGAUGAGUUCAGGAACUGCACUGGUGCUCUGUUCCAGCUCUUUGAGCACAACAACCUUCAGAACAUCUUUUCAGAGACUGUGGCACUGCUGGAGAUCUUAAUUACCACUCCCAUGAACAGCUGAAUCUGAGAGACAGACUACUACUACCAGUACACACAGUGUGACAGCACAGGGUCGCGGUGGAGGGUGGCCAUCCCUCUGAGUCCAGGCUCCUGCUCAGACCUUCCACCUCCAAUCAGAGGAACAGACUGCUCUUUCUCCUGUCCAGCUGGGAAGUUUUUAGACAUGUCUACACAGGAGUGCACACCGUGUGAUACCGGCUCCUACUCUCUGGGCAGUGGCAUUCGUUUUGACCAGUGGGAUACCAUCCCUGCAGGUUUUGUCAGCCAGGCAUUCUACCUGGACCCCGGACCAGGUGGAGACGGUCCAGGGUUUAUUGAACCUUGUAACAGCUCCUCCUGGACACCGCAGGGCGUGUAUCUAGAGUCAAAUCGUGAUGAGUGUACAGUGUCUCUGUUUUAUGCCGUCCAUCUGGAGAAACAGGGCUCUGUCUCCUUCACCUACCAGUACCCCGACAACACCAUCUUCUUUGAGUUUUUUGUACAGAGUGAACAGUGCCAGGAAGUUGUCCGGACUGAUGAGCUGAUGUGGAAAAUCUCCAAUAAUGGAGAAUGGGCCACACACACUGCAGAUCUGAAGCCAGGUACAAACAUAUUGUACUGGAGAACCACAGGGAUCCUAGCAAAGGUAAAACCUGUGCUCCUCAAGAACAUCCAGAUAGAAGGUGUAGCAUACACUUCAGAGUGUUUCCCGUGCCGACCUGGGUGGUACAGUGAAGCUCCCGGCUCCUCGUCCUGCCAGCCAUGUCCCAGCAACACCUUCUCUGUGAAAGGGGCAUCCUCAUGUACUCCCUGUCCUGAAAACCACUACUCACAUGAAGGAUGGGCAGAAUGCAAAGUGAAGCCACCAUGUUCAGAGGAGGAUUAUUUUCAGAUCCACACAGCCUGUGACAGCGAAGGGAAGACACAGAUUUUAUAUCACUGGGUGGAGCCAAAGAUUUGCUUGGAGAAUGUCACCGGGGCUGUGGAGCUGCCUGCAACAGGGCAAAGGGAGCCCUGCCCCCCCUGCAACCCUGGCUACUACAACAGCAACGACUCCACCUGUUCACCCUGCCCGCCUGGAACCCAUUCUGAUGGCACCUAUGUGUGCAGAGACUGCCCAGCUGGUACAGAGCCAGUGUUGGGUUAUGAGUAUAAGUGGUGGAACGUGCUGCCAUCCAACAUGAAGACUUACUGCUUCAACGUGGGCAACUCCAAAUGUAACAGCAUGAACGGAUGGGAGGUAGCAGGAGACCACAUCCAAAGUGGAGCGGGCAGUUCAGAUAAUGAUUAUCUCAUCCUCAGCUUGCAUGUGCCAGGAUUCAAGGUCCCAGUCUCGCUCUCAGGGAUGACUGAUGGCGAGUUUGGACGAAUAACCUUUGAGUUUGAGACCAUCUGCUCUGCCGACUGUGAGCUCUUCUUCAUGAUGGAUAUGUUUAAGAACAGCACCACAGUGGUGGAGUCGUGGGAGGGCAGUAAAGAGAAACAGUCAUUUUCACACACCAUGACGAGGAAUACUUCUGUUACAUUUACAUGGGCCUUUCAGAGGACAAACCGAGCACAGGAUAUGCGACGCUUCGUCAGUGACACAGUGAAGCUGUACUCCAUCAGUGUGACCAACGUCCUGGAUGGGGUGGCGGCGUCAUGUCGAGCCUGCGCCUUGGUUCCUGAGAAUUCCCAGCAAGCUGGUGCCACUUGUGUUCCAUGUCCUGUUGGUUUUUACAUUGACAGAGACACCAACCGCUGCCUGGAGUGCCCACCUAACACUCACCUGGCAGGACGUCACACAUACGGCCAGGAUGCCUGUGUUGCAUGUGGACCUGGAAGUAUAAGCAACAAGGAACACACCCACUGCUACAGCGACUGUUCCUUCACCCACACAGAAAACAACCGAACACUGACCUUUGACCUCAGCGCUAUGAGCACUGUGGCUUCGCUGACCGCAGGGCCAAGGUUUACUUCUAAAGGCACCAAGUAUCUGCACCUGUUUAAUAUCAGCCUGUGUGGAAAUGAGGGGAAGAGAGCCGCUAUCUGCAGAAAUAACAUCACAGAAGUCACCGACACGGCCAAAGAUGGCCAGAGUGACUCCAGUCGGUUCGUCACCUCAGUGGAGGCCUUCAUCUGUCAAUCAACCAUCAUCCCGACAGAUGGGCGGGGCCUCCGGCUGGCCAUUUCUUCCCUGUCCAUGACCCUUGCAGACAUCUUCCUUGGAGCUACAGCAGACACCGUCUUGGAUGGCGUGAAGGCAAAGCUGGAUCUUUUCCCUAAAGCCUCAAACCAAGUUCCAGACAUAAACUUUUUUUACAGGUCAAUGCAGCCAACAGGUUCAUGUGAAAAUGGACGCAGUUCAAUCAUCACUCUUCGGUGUAACCCUGACAAGUCUGGACAGGGAGAGCUCACUCUACCCAGCGCUUGUCCUGAAGGAACAUGUGACGGAUGCACAUUCCACUUCUUGUGGGAGAGCUCUAGUGCUUGCCCACUGUGCACCGAGGAUGACUACCAUCAGAUUGAGGAAGCAUGCAAGGGAGGCGACCAGGAAACAAUCUACAUGUGGAAUGAGCCGAAGGUGUGCACAAAAGGAGUGUCACUGCCUCCUAGUAGCUCCACCCACUGUGUGUCUGUGGAGCUGUGGCUGAAGGUCGGGGUUGGUAUUGGAGCGUUUGUGGCUGCACUGCUCAUCUCCCUCACCUGUUACUUUUGGAAGAAAAACCAGAGGCUGGAGUACAAAUACUCUCGUCUGGUGAUGUCUGCCAAUAAGGACGGUGAGGUGCCAGUUGCCGACAGCUGUGCCCUGGAUGAGGGAGAGGAACCUGAUGACGAUGUGGUCUAUGCCCAAAGACCAACUCUGCUGAGAAAACUGCGGGCAAUAGCCAAUAAGCAAGAGGAAGAAGAGGGCAGUGAGUCUCUGCAGAUGAACUCCUCUCAGUCUGAGCAGUGGACUCUUGGAUAAAGACAUUUCAACAGCGGAAUGGUUCAGCAAAGGAGGAACAGCUGUUAUGCAUUUCCUAAUACAUCAUGUCCUUUGACCCCUUCUCUGUUUUGGGGGUCACCGACACAGACCCCAGUAUUCACUGGAGACUCCCCAGUUGCCACAGAGAUGAUGGGAAACAAAAAGGGCAGUGGCAUUUAAUCAACUGUAUAAAACACAGGAAAACUCCUGCUUUAAUGCCAUGGAUGCUGGAGGGCAGCGGCUGAAAGAAGAGCGUGCUUUUACUGUUUUUUGUAUAUUUUGUAUUUUAUUUGGUAUGUUCUGUUUAAAGUCAUGUACUGAUGAACCUUUAAUAAAAGUCCUGUUUGGCUUUUGGA
Messenger RNA from Sphaeramia orbicularis (orbiculate cardinalfish), 3535 nucleotides. Its product is annotated as UPF0577 protein KIAA1324-like. The record is from RefSeq and is a predicted model, not a curated record. Gene Ontology annotation, biological process: positive regulation of BMP signaling pathway. Lineage: Eukaryota; Metazoa; Chordata; Actinopteri; Kurtiformes; Apogonidae. The transcript is spliced from 22 exons. The coding region runs from base 417 to 3179 and encodes 920 amino acids. Gene Ontology annotation, cellular component: membrane.